Molecule: messenger RNA, 5107 nt
Organism: Dicentrarchus labrax (European seabass)
Lineage: Eukaryota; Metazoa; Chordata; Actinopteri; Moronidae
Gene: bcar1
Product: BCAR1 scaffold protein, Cas family member
Exons: 9
Coding region: 509-3490 (993 amino acids)
Biological process (GO): cell migration; cell surface receptor protein tyrosine kinase signaling pathway
Cellular component (GO): focal adhesion; cytoplasm; plasma membrane
Molecular function (GO): protein binding
Source: RefSeq, a predicted model, not a curated record
CCUGUAGAGGGACGGCGGCAGGCAGCGGCAGGCAGCGGCAGAGGCGGCGCUCUCCUCCCGUUCCCUGACGGUACCGACCUGUCAGCACAACGGUGGCAGCGGCCUGACCUCCCCAACCGUCUGAGCGUCGGUUUACCAGCUUUUAUUGGAGCAUUUGUGAAGGAGUCCGUGAAGGAAUCCGUGACAGAGGAGAGGAGAGGAGAGGAGAGGGGAGGAGAGGGAGGGGGAAGGGAAAGGCGGAGGACCUGAGGAGAGACAGCCGGCUCUGCUGGACACUGAGGCGGCCGCACCGCCGCUGCUGUUGCCGCAAAAGCCCGCUAUUACUGCAGACGCACUCGGAGCUCUACAGCUGGAUGUUUGCCUUUCAGACGGAGCUCAGCAUGCAACGGAUGCAGCAGGACUGACAGUUGGGGAGCCGUGUGGAAAAGUAGCAUCUGGAAAAAUAAAGAAAUAAAGAGCACCGUGCGUUUUAAAGGCAGGAGCCGAGGAGAGUGACAGCGCCAGCAAAAUGUCUGUCCCUUUCACUUCCAGUCUACUGACCUGGCAUGAGAGGACAGUAACCUACCAAAGCCAUCUACUGUCAAAUGAGAAUGUGUUGGCCAAGGCGUUGUAUGACAACGUGGCAGAGUCUCCGGACGAGCUGUCCUUUCGCAAGGGUGACAUCAUGACGGUGUUGGAGCGGGACACGCAGGGAUUGGACGGCUGGUGGCUCUGCUCGCUCCAUGGUCGCCAAGGUAUUGUCCCUGGCAACCGUCUCAAGAUCCUGGUCGGCAUGUACGACAGCAAGCAACAGCAACAGGCCACGCCUUCCAUGCCAGAUCCAGCCACUUCCUGUCCCGCCUCCCUGUUGCAGCGACCCCUGCCCCUUCAAAGCGCUUAUGCCAAACCAACACCUGCUCCAUCAUCUGCUGCCAUCGCUACUUCCACUUCCGGGUUUGCCAACAAGCCCCUCCCCUCAACUCAGUACACAUCUAUGCACCCGGCUUACUCCACCCCCAGCCCGGCACAGCCCAAUCCUGACUCUGUCUACAUGAUGCCCCCAUCCCAUGGCCCCAAACCAAGUCCCCAAAGUCUGUAUCAGAUCCCCUCUGGCCCAAGUGGACCACCUCCACAGGCCCAGCAAGGACCCCCUAGCAAGGCCCCAGCUCUAGCCCAGAGACAGUACCAGCUGCCUGGGCAGGACAUCUACCAAGUCCCCCCCUCUGUAGGCCCAGUGCCAGGCCAGGGAACAGCCCCAGCCGGGGGGCCAGGAGCUGGGCAGGAUGUGUACCAGGUGCCCCCCUCCCUGGAUAAGAGAAACUGGGAGAGCAGCAACAAGCCAUUAGCCAAGGUGGUAGUUCCUACUCGGAUUGGACAGGUGUAUGUGUACGACACAGUGAAACUAGAGCAGGAUGAGUACGACGUCCCACCCAGACAUCAGCCUCCGACCCAGCAGGACAUAUAUGACGUGCCGCCCACUCGCCAGCAGUACAACACACAGGUGUAUGACACCCCUCCCAUGGUGGUGAAGGGCCCCUCCAGUGGUCAAGAUAUAUAUGACACCCCAGCAAGUGCAGACAAGAAUACACAGCAGACGGUCUAUGACUUCCCUCCGUCUGUCAGUAAAGACGUCCCUGAUGCUCAGCCAAUCAGAGAGGAGACCUAUGAUGUACCGCCCCACUUUGCCAAACUCAAGCCACAAGUCCCUGUCCCUCCUGCCCAGUACCUGCACAACAAUCUCAACGAUGAUGACGAGCCGCCCAUUCCGGAGGACGUGUAUGACGUCCCACCCCCUAUCCUGACCGACAAGCAUUAUCACGGAGACAGGGCCGGGGUCAGUCAGGACCCCCAGGAGAUCUAUGACAUCCCGGCGAGCCUGCGGACCGGAGGUCACCCCGCCCAGGAUGUCUAUGACUUCCCUCGGGAACGGGAAGAGAAAGGAGGAGAAAGGAGAGACCACUAUGUCUACGAUGUCCCACCACAGGUCGUGCGCGAUGCCCAGUCCACCAGUGAGGAGCUGACCAUGUCCUUUAAGCGGCUGUCUGCCUCGAGCACAGGAAGCACACGAAGCAACCACUCCGCUUCAUCCUUAGACAUGGUCCCUGUCCGCGACACCCCCUCUUCCUCCUCACUUCCGGCUUCUGGCUCCAUUCCAGGGAAGCCCCUCAUCUUGGACCUGGAGCAGGCCAUGGAGCGUCUGUCUCGCUUGCAGCAAGCGGUUGAGUCCAGCGUUUCCCUCAUGAUGUCCUUCAUCACAGGCAACUGGAGAAGCCCCGCCCACCUGGAAGGGAACCUCGCGGCAAUACAUCAAGCUGCUGACCGGGUGCGCGCCACUGUCCGAGACUUCCUAGAAUUUGCCCGGGGCGCUGUGGCGAACGCUGCCCAGGCCACGGACCGCUCUCUGCAAACCAAACUGGGCCGUCAGGUGGGGAAGAUGGAGGAGGUGUUCCAGAGCUUGAUUCGACACAGUCAGAGCUUAGAUGCUGUUUCCUGGUCGCAUUCGGCGCUCACGGCACCGCCACCGGGAGGGGAUGACUUAGAUCGACUAAUCAUGACAGCACGAGGCAUCCCCGACGACGCCAAGCAGCUUGCAUCCUUUCUACACGGUAACGCCUCCCUGCUCUUCAAACGGACCAACCGGCAGCAGCAGCAGCUGCCGCUUCCUCCGAUCCCAGGGGAGAUCAGUGGUCACAUGACAGGAUCAGGAAGUGGAAGCUAUCAAGGAGGGGAGAAGGUAAACAUUCAGUCGCGGCCCCUCCCCUCCCCGCCAAAGUUUACAGCUGCAGAGGAAGAGGAAGGUGAGGACAGGCCGUAUGAGACCACAGAGGAAGGCUGGAUGGAGGAUUACGACUACGUACAUUUACAGGGAAAGGAAGAGUUUGAGAAGAACCAAAGACAGCUGCUGGAGAAAGGCAACAUCAUCAGACACAAGACACAACUGGAACACCAACAGGUACCUAGAACCAUUAAACAGUUUGAGCGGCUAGAGCAGGAAGUCAGCCGGCCAAUCAACAAUGACAUGACGGGCUGGGUCCCGUCCCCACACCACCCUCUGGCCAACCAGCUGGCCCAGAAUGGCUCUGGAGGCCCCUCCUCCUCCAAACUGUGCCAUGGGGACCGGCAGCUCCUCCUCUUCUACCAGGAGCAAUGUGAGCAGAACGUCACAACUGUGACCAACGCCAUCGACGCCUUCUUCACCUCUGUCAACUCCAACCAGCCCCCCAAGAUCUUUGUGGCGCACAGCAAGUUUGUCAUCCUCAGCGCGCAUAAGUUGGUAUUCAUUGGCGACACGCUGUCUCGCCAGGCCAAGUCCCCUGACGUGAGGGCCCGGGUGGCCCAGAGCAGCAACACCCUCUGCGAAAAACUCAAAGACAUCGUGAUCAGUACAAAGACAGCGGCGCUUCAGUAUCCGUCCCCUGGAGCUGUCAGAGAGAUGACUGAGAGGGUGAGAGAGCUGGCAGGGUGCACGCAGCAGUUCAGGAUGGUGUUGGGGCAGCUGCUGGUGAUGUAGGGGGGUGAGGGGGGAGGAAGAAAACAAACCAAACAGUGACACAAACUGAGAAGUCCCAGGAACACGGGGCAGUAAAUCCUCUCUGUAACAAGGGGCAGACGAACCUGUACGCCCUGCAGAAUGCUGCAGGAAACCCUGUACACCCUUCCAGUGUGAGGUUGGAGGCCCUGCAUGCCUUGACAGGGUGAGGCUUUCCAUUCCCUUGCGCUCCUGAUAUGUAGCAUGGGAAACCCUGUGCAGUGGCCCUGGAUCCUGGGGGUCUAGGACCCUGUCUUGGAAUGGGGAAGCUGACCUCACAUCCAUCCUCUGCUCCCUCCCUACCUCGCCUUUCACCAGGACCAUUCCUCUAUUUCUCUGUGCGCUUUUUAUUCUAGACAAGCUAAAAGGAACAUUCAUCUUCAGUGGGCUGGGCCAAUGGUUGUAAAAUAAUCAUUGUAAAUAUUUAAGUUACCUAUUUAGUCAGAAAACCAGAAAAAAGACUUGAGAACUUCCAGUAUAUAAAUAUAAAUAUAUGGUCUUUUUUUUUGAAGAAGAAGAAGAAGAAGAAGAAGAAGAAGAAAGAAACUAUGAAAACAUAAGUGUAGUUUUUAGACAAUAUCAAUAAUUGACCCUUCCUGAUUCCCACUCCUUUUUGCUCUGCGGAGCAAACAUCGGUCAGAACCUCAACUUCAUCAUUUCCUGUACUUAGGCUAUGUGCUAGGCUAAUCUAAGUUAAAAAGACAACCUCAUUUUGAAGAUGCUUAAAAGAUAAAAGUGACAUACAGAAGAGUCAUAGAGUUUACAUCAAUUGUUAAUUAGCUUGUUAGCUACUCUUGGUAACAUAGCUAAUUAAAGAUGUCAAUAUAUAUGAUUAUUAGCUAGCUAGUUACAUCUGAUAGCUAAUGUUCACAAAAAGCUAGCUAGUUAAUUGACAAAUGAAUUGAUGUACAUUAACUAUCUUUUAUCUUUCAACCAUCAGGUGUGGUUGUCUUUUCAACAUAGAUUAGCCUAGCAUAUAGCAUAUCUAAGUACAGGAAAGGAGGAAGUUGAUCGAGGUUCUGACUGAGGAUUGCUCAACUGUUAUUGGAGCACAGAGCAAAAAGGGGCGGGACUUAGAAAGGUGUCAGUUGUUAUUAUUAUUGCUAUACCGUAUAAUUAUGGCUCUGAUUCUUGAUCCUUGUAUCAUUAUUGUUAUGGAUGUGUAAAUUCCAGAUGAUAUGUAUGACUGUAUGUUGUAGUACUUCUCUGCUCCUCUCCAUCCCUGACAAAGGCACACUUUCCCAAAAAAAAACAAAAAAAAAACACUGGAGCACACACCCAUCUUUAAACUUCAAUGACAAACUGACAGUUCUACAUGUUGCCCUGUUGCCUCUGUGUUGGAGCGGUGCGUUACGGCCUGUGGCUCAACACGUUGAACCACACUGAUUUCAAUCCACCAGUGCAGGCAGCACUGCUGCCAAAAGAUGUCCACCUGACUGAACAGUUAAAGUUAUUAAAGAUGAUCUCAGUGCCAUCUCAGUUGCUUUUUUUGGAAAACUAUGCGUAGGUUGUUUUGUAAGACGCAUGUUUUAGAGAAAAGGAGUGUAAAAGGUUAAAAACCACAAAUGAAAUUAAACCUGCUUUUCCUCUUUUCUCUGA